Messenger RNA from Capsaspora owczarzaki ATCC 30864, 1116 nucleotides. RefSeq lists its product as hypothetical. Lineage: Eukaryota; Filasterea; Ministeriida; Capsasporidae. Gene Ontology annotation, biological process: mitochondrion organization; phospholipid transport. Bases 125 to 1027 code for a protein of 300 amino acids. Gene Ontology annotation, cellular component: ERMES complex. Gene Ontology annotation, molecular function: lipid binding. The transcript is spliced from 4 exons. The record is from RefSeq and is a predicted model, not a curated record.
GUGUCCUACUCCAUUCAGGUCCACCUCCGUGACCCCUCACCCCUCACACAAAAAACCACCAUCCACACUCCAACAUACAUACAACAUUGCGACGUCAGAGGGGAACGACGACCACCGCAUCCGGAUGUCCAUCACGUUCGACUGGGCCAAAAUCAAACCCGCACAUGCGGACUUGCUCAAGGACCUGCUGAACGCCAAGUUGCGCGAGGCCGCGUCCUCCAAGGUGCUGCCCGACCUGCUUGGUCCGAUUGUUGUCACGGAAGUUGCGCUGGGCAGCACGCCACCGCGCGUCGAUAUCGAGGCCCUGUCCGAUCCGCUCGCCUUGUUCUCCGAUCCCGCGCUGGCCGUUCAGUUUGCGACGGUCGUCGGCGGCAAACGCAAGGCCGAGCCAGCAAAGUCGAGUUCUGACGUGGCGUCCAGUGACUCGUCUUCCGCCACGGGAGACACGCAGCUGCAGCCGCCGCGCUUGGCACCGCCCGCGGGAAAGCGGCCAUCGCCGUUCGCCAAUCUGGGCGCCAAGGCGGACGCAUCAUCGCCACCGUCACAGCCGACAUUGCCAGCCCCACCGCCGUCCAUCACGGUUGCAGAUCCAGACGCCGUGCAGCUGCAGUUUGCGCUCGCGUACACUGGCGAUGUGACGAUUACCGUGGAAACCGACAUUCGCGUCAACACGCCCGUCCCAGGGUUUAUCAGCCUGCCCAUCACGCUUGGCGUAACCGGGUUGAACGUUUCAGGUCGAGUCAUUGCCGCUCACAACAUGCGAGAAAAGACCGUCUGCGUGACCGUUCUGCCGUUGAAUUCAAGUACAAGUCCUCUGGCCGAUCUGCGUUUGAAAACAACACUAGGAGAUCCUGACAAGAAGCUUCUGAAACAUAUCGAACAGCUCGAAUCCUUCAUUGUUCGGCAGCUGCGGCAAGUAAUACACGAAAAGGUUGUCUAUCCGCGAUUUAUCAAAGUCCUACUAGACAAGUCAGCCGGGAAGAAUAGCGACGCGAGCGACUCAACCAAGGGCCCAACCGCUCAGUGAAAGUUUCCGCACGCCUUCGCUCGUCUCUCUGCGCUGAUUUCAUCUGUAUCAUCCAUGUAUAACUUGUAUUAUAAACGAUUAUUGGGAAG